Molecule: messenger RNA, 473 nt
Organism: Salvia miltiorrhiza (redroot sage)
Lineage: Eukaryota; Viridiplantae; Streptophyta; Magnoliopsida; Lamiales; Lamiaceae
Product: 40S ribosomal protein S30
Exons: 3
Coding region: 130-318 (62 amino acids)
Biological process (GO): translation
Cellular component (GO): ribosome; cytosolic small ribosomal subunit
Molecular function (GO): structural constituent of ribosome
Source: RefSeq, a predicted model, not a curated record
AAGGCCCAACAAUACUUGCCCAUAUUAUAUAUACUGGUCUCCACAAACUAAACCCUAACCCAAUCGCCGAAGCCAUUCACGCCAAAGACGGAGAAAUAUCUCUCGAUCGGAGAAAAUUCGAGCUAAAUCAUGGGUAAGGUACACGGAUCGUUGGCUCGCGCCGGAAAGGUGAGAGGACAGACUCCCAAGGUCGCCAAGCAGGACAAGAAGAAGAAGCCCCGCGGCCGCGCUCACAAGCGGAUGCAGUACAACCGCCGUUUCGUCACCGCCGUUGUUGGCUUUGGAAAGAAGAGGGGGCCUAACUCAUCCGAGAAGUAAAAUGUAGCAAUUUCAGUUGUUUUGAUUUAUGUUUUAGUGUUGCUAGUUCUGGAUCAUUUUCUUCUAUUUUAUUUCUUGAGCAGAAUUACACAAUUAUGUGAAAUUUUGACCUUCUAAUCUCGUUUACAAUGGCUAAACUUUUGUUUUCUUUUUUA